AGACCGUGGAAGCUAAAAAUAACGCUAGCAUUUAGCGUGACGCGAAGGAUUAUUUUACAAAGCGUCCACGUUACCGCAGCACUACAGAUCUUAAUCUGCAACAGUCAAAGACUGCUCUCCCACUCCGAACGAGGAUUCUAAAUCCGCUAGUUCCCUGACCCAGUCAGAGCUCCGCCUAGAAGGAGGAGGUGGGUUUGAGUCGGGCUGGCAGAUAUUACAGCGUGCUGUACGCUAGACAACAGCGAUUGAGCCAGUCAUAUAAAGUGCUUUCGUUUUUUGGUGAUGAGGCGAUUCGCUCUGGUGGUCAUGUGUAACAACUGUGAACAGCUCUCAUGAACUGGAUUCAGUGGGAAAUCUUUUUCCGGGUUGUAUUAAAUGAAUGAGAAAGGGUGUCUACUCCUGACUUCAACUACAUAUGACUAUUGGUUGCUGUAAAAGGUUUGCCAAGCAGCUGUUCCAGUUGACAAGCUCAGAUAUAACAGUGACCUGGUAGCGGCCUGGUGAAAUCGGGAUAAUACAGAAACCAAAUUGGUGCUAAAACGAAACUCUGCUGUAAGGUAGUGGAUAUUUUAUACUGUGAACGGUGUGCACUUCCACUACAACCUGGAACAUCACCUAGUGUUGAAACGGGCGCAGAAACAUAAUCGACCGAGAUGAACCUCCACACAGGACUUACUCAACACGGAUGAAAAUAAGCAAGUUAGAUUGUGUAACAAGUAGCCUCUACCCUAAUCUGGGAUAUAAGCUCCGGUGAGAGUUAGCCGGUUAACCCGCUUUCUAUCCACUCCUCGGCACUGCUAAUCUAUGAACUGGCUGACAAAACAAGGAUUUUGAUAUGAAUACCUUCAUUAGAUCGCUUGUGCAGAUAUACCUGUUGGUACAUGAGCGCCGGGUUAAGUCAUAGUAUCGUUCCACGACUCAAGUUGUUACAGUGUCCAUGCUGAGUGGUUUGCUUCGCGAGUGCUUCUUGGAGUGUAGGAUGUGACAUACGCUAGGGUGGCACUCUGGACAGCAUGUUGGCCUGGAAACCAUUGAUACAGGCGACCCUUGAGUUGUGACUUGGUCAGUUGGAGAAUCUGGAAUUGUGUUGUGAUACCUGCAAGCGUGGAAGCCAGUCCGCCUGCUUGGAGUACCAGAGAGAGCGAAGGAUGGAGGUAGACGUCGGAGUAUUGAACAGGCUACAGUUCUAUCGAUUCCUGGAGUCUCCGAUGAACACACGGUAGUAACUGGUGGUGAGCCUGUGGGCAGACAGGCCGGGAGGGACGGGGGCUCGUUGGAGUUAGUGACGUCUCUCUCAGCUACCGCAGCCUCUACACCAACACCACCACGACUGAUUCAACUGUCACCUUUGACAGAUUUGAGAAAGUGGAAACUGUGACGGGAAGCUAGUGCUGUGAUAAAAGUGUUUCAACUCCAGUAACACCUCGCGCCCAUGUUGUCAGCCUUCACCACUGACUCGACUGUUUCCUCUAUCACAAGGUGUUUGGAAUUCUUGGGAUAAAGUGUGUUUUGUUACUUCGGAUUCAUUCUUACAAAGUUCUGUGCUUGAUAUUAUUUUACUUAUGGAAUUUCUGGAUCGUGCAUGUACCCAUCCCGCACGUGGGUCGUGAGUGAUAUGGCGUCCACGUUGGGUUCUCCCACAGUCGACUACAACGACAGCACUUCAACGUCAAGUGUGGACAACAUCACGAAUACGACCUCACAGCCCCUGAACAAGGAGUCCAGUUACGAGGUGUGGCUGCAAGUUCUCAUCUCCCUCAUCUUGAGCUGCAUGAUCGUCGGCACAGUGAUAGGCAACUCUCUCGUGUGCAUCGCGGUGGGGAUUGUGAAGCGCCUGCAAACACCCUCCAACCUUCUGAUUGUGUCCCUUGCGACGGCGGACCUUUUGGUUGCCAUCCUCGUAAUGCCACUCUCGCUGUACACGGAGAUUCGAACGAAAUGGCGUCUCGGAGAAGCUGUUUGUGACAUGUGGACAUCCCUAGACGUGCUCCUGUGCACUGCAUCUAUACUUAAUCUCUGUAUGAUCAGCGUGGAUCGUUAUUUCGUCAUCACCAGACCACUACAGUAUGCCAUGAAACGGACGCCUAAACGCAUGGGAAUAAUGAUAGCCGUUGUAUGGGUGGCCUCAGCUCUGAUAUCUAUCCCCCCAAUUUUCGGCUGGAAGGCCGACAGGGGUGCUUUUGACUGUUAUAUUAGUAACGAACUAGGGUAUCAGAUCUAUGCAACUCUGGGUGCCUUUUACUUGCCUCUAGCUGUGAUGAUCGUGGUCUAUUAUAAAAUCUGGCGAGUGUCAUCUCGGAUAGCAAAGGCCGAGCAAAGGUCACAUAUUGGCAACAUAGACCGGCCACCCGAGUUCCAAGUGGGUCGGCCAUCGAGGGACAGUGGUGACAGCCACAUUCUACCCAAUGGCUCAAUCAAAGAUUCGAACUUACUAUCGUCAGAGGAUGAUACGACGAAAGAAAACCUUUUAAAGAGAAACUCUAUUAAACGUCGUCGAUUCACAAUCAAGUCAAUAAUACCAUCAAAACAACGUAUGUCCACUUCGAAGGAGCGUAAGGCUACCAAAACUCUGGGUAUUAUCAUGGGUUGUUUCACGGCGUGUUGGCUCCCAUUCUUCAUACUUGCUGUAGUGCAAGCCGUCUGUUUUAAGGUAUACGGAGCAUCAUUUGACAAGGUACCACCAUGGGUCUCCUCAGUGCUUAUGUGGUUGGGUUAUGCGAAUUCCUUCUUGAAUCCUGUUAUAUAUGCUCGAUUCAACCGUGAAUUUAGGACUCCCUUUAAGGAAAUAUUGUGUUGUAGAUGUCGUGGAAUAAACGUUCGAAUGCGUUCCGAGAGUUAUGUGGAGCAGUAUGGUGCCGAUCAUGCUGUCAAAGACAGUCUGAGACCCCCAGCGGAAACAAUGGUGCGUUACAACAGUCAUGGUCAAACCUUGGUUCAGAUUGGGAACGGAUCGCCUAAUAGCCAAGGGGAGUCUAAGAUAUAGUAAUACAGUGAUAUUGUGUUAUUGGAUUUUUCCCUAAUGCCACGUGGUUUGCACGUGCAAAUGUGAUAUAUGAUAUCACGUGACGUGACGUUCAGUGCUGGCUGACGUCACGUGGCUGUACAGAUAUAGAGUGAGAAUCAACAAGCAAAUGUGAUUUGUGAAUUACUUUAAAUGGCUGAUCUCAACGGCUGCUGAAACUGCUCUUGGAUGGAAUAACAUUGAUCGGAUGCCACUUCCAUAACCCGUCGUCAUAACUGUGGUUACUUUUCGUCUCACUUGCCAAAUUGAAGGAUUCCAAAUCCUUGUAAAAAUGAAGUUAUGUUGUUGUAGUGUUCCUGCUUGGGAGGUGAUAUUCGUGAAACAAGCCGUGGUACUGUGGACGUCCACGCACCAUUGACCACGAGAGAGGCCCCGGCUGAGGCUGUAAUACAGUGGGCAGUGAGCCACGCCUGCAGUCCGGGAUCCGGACGAUUCAAGACACUUAAAACACGAACUAGAAUUAGCUGCUCAGUUUUCUCACACUGGGUAGGUUCCCCUUCCCCUCCCCUCAUUUCCCGCCAAAGUGCGGUGUCGUCUGCCGACCUGCCUGGCCAACCAUUGCUCUUAGCCUUAAACAGUCUGCUAUGUGUAGAAACUUCUGUGCAAUGCUUUGUAACGAUUGUCUAUGGAGUGCAGAUUUAGGCUUCUGUUGUAAAAUGCCCGUAACUCGCCGUUGUACAGAUGCACCUUCACGGAUCGCAUGAGCUGGCACCUUGCCAAGCCUACAGGGUACAGAAUAAGUUCGUAUAGUGUAAAGCCCUCUGUUGCAAAGCCCAGGAUCAGAAUUAGUUUCACAGUAGCAGAGAUGUUCGACUGGAGUGGUUUCAAUGCGUGUUUAGACACAUUCAAUGCUGACUUUACCGACAAAUUAUCCUCUAGAAGCUACACUGCGUGUUUUCCUUUGAAGCAAGUAACAUCCAAUGCUAACUCCAUCUACGUCCAGCCAUCUCUAAACUCCAUAGCUGUUGGUUUUUCAGUAGCAAUUUUACCUUGAAAAUGUAGUUGUCAGUGAUGGCCAACAUCGGAAACUUGUUUAACUGUGCGUUCAUUGUAUAUUUAUUGAUUCGUUAUCUAUCUAGAAUAUCGAUCAUCUUUAUGGCAGGCUGUUCUUGAUGUUGGUCAUGUAAUUGAAAAUUAUUACUGAGAAGAUCUUAAUGUAUCCCAAUCGUUUGAAAUCAAACGUAGGAAUUAAACGGUUAUGAUGGAAA
Messenger RNA from Haliotis rubra (blacklip abalone), 4230 nucleotides. Its product is annotated as 5-hydroxytryptamine receptor 1F-like. Bases 1583 to 2983 code for a protein of 466 amino acids. The record is from RefSeq and is a predicted model, not a curated record. Gene Ontology annotation, molecular function: G protein-coupled amine receptor activity. Gene Ontology annotation, cellular component: membrane. NCBI's taxonomy places the organism in Eukaryota, Metazoa, Mollusca, Gastropoda, Lepetellida, Haliotidae. Gene Ontology annotation, biological process: adenylate cyclase-activating adrenergic receptor signaling pathway. The transcript has 3 exons.